AUGGCAGAGGAUCAGAAGGAUGACAAGCCCAUCUUCGUGGAAGGCAAUCAGGACCUCUUCCAGUUCGUGAUAGACUAUCACCGGGACCGGAAAGUUAUCCUCCCCAUGACCGUGGCUAGAGAUGCUCUAGUGCGAGAGUUGAAUCGUUUUGGAUUGGAACCCACAGAAGAGCAGAUUGUCGAGCAUGGCAUUUGCUUCUCAAAGGUGAAGAAAAGAAUGGCCACCUGGGCAGCUGAAAAUGAGACACGGCAGAAGAACUUCGCCGCCGAACUGCUGGGCUCAUGGUAUGCUAAAGCAGCUGUUGCCCAAGGCCCCUUGCGGGACAAGGGAGAAGGCUUCUCUGUUCGAUGGCCCGAUGUGCAAGCCGUGCCACUCGAUGUUAAUUCGCACACUUACAUGCAACUCUUCAGUUGUGUGGAGUCAUCCGCGCUGGCAGAGUCUGAGAGCUUGCAAGGCUUUGCUAAAGCCUUCGGAUAUUCAGUGACAGCCAUUGGUCAGGGUCGCCACGGCGACUGGCAGGUGGACUUCAAGCAGGCAUUUUGA
Molecule: messenger RNA, 543 nt
Organism: Cladocopium goreaui
Lineage: Eukaryota; Dinophyceae; Suessiales; Symbiodiniaceae
Source: the annotation of a GenBank genome assembly